Messenger RNA from Lolium perenne, 3030 nucleotides. The record is from RefSeq and is a predicted model, not a curated record. Lineage: Eukaryota; Viridiplantae; Streptophyta; Magnoliopsida; Poales; Poaceae.
AUGUACAUCAAGAUAGAGGGUUGCAGGUUGAACUGGGUUAGGGACCAUCAGAAGGAGAUACGUGCUGACCUGUAUAAAGGCAUUGUUGAUAGCAUCACUGCAGGAGAAACUCGAGCGAGCGCUGUUGGCAUAAGGACGGUGCUCCCAUGGUCGUUCAAGGGUGGUUAUCGAGACAUGAAGAAGAGACAUAUGGACGCAAUGGCAUUGGUGCAAACAUACGGCAAGCCUGACAUUUUCCUAACAAUGACUUGCAACCCAAACUGGCAGGAGAUACUUGAUGAUUUAUAUCCUGGCCAGACCCCGCAAGAUCGACCAGAUCUGGUUGCCCGUGUGUUUAGAGCAAAACUGGAAACGAUGAAGGAGAUGCUCCUCAAGAAUCACAUCCUGGGUGUUGUCAAAGCACAUGUAUAUGUGGUCGAAUUCCAGAAAAGAGGCCUCCCACAUGCCCAUUUCCUCUUGAUCAUGGAUUCAACAUAUAAACUCGUUGUGCCAGAGCAGUACGACCAGGUCAUAUCUGCCGAGCUCCCUGACAAGAAUAAGUACCCAGACCUCUAUGCCAUGGUAGUAAAGCAUAUGAUGCAUGGCCCAUGCGGUGUUCUCAAGCCCAACAACGUGUGCAUGCAGGAUGGGGUGUGCAAGUGCAGAUACCCGCGAGCUUUCAAUGAGACCACCGUACAAGGGAAGGACUCCUACCCUGUUUAUCGCAGACGGAAAGAUGGUCGUCACGCUAAGGUCCGUGGCCAGAUUCUGGACAAUAGAUGGGUUGUGCCUUAUAACCCAUACUUGUUGCGGAUGUUUAACUGCCACAUCAAUGUUGAGGUGUGCUCCAGCAUCAAGGCUGUUAAGUACCUUUAUAAGUACAUAUACAAGGGCCACGAUCGGACUUCGUUCAACAUCGACCAGCCCGACAAUGACGGUAACAUAGAUGAGAUCAAAAGAUAUGUUGACGCACGGUGGGUUACUCCACCAGAGGCCAUGUGGAGGAUAUUUGGCUUCAAGCUCUGUGAUAACUCACCAUCGGUCCUACAGCUGCCGCUUCAUCUCCCAUAUAUGCACAGAGUUACUUUCAAAGCAGGAGAAAAUCUGACUGAUGUUCUCGCACGGGAUAAGGCAGAGAGUUCAAUGCUCACAGAGUAUUUUGUGGCUAACAAUAAUCACCCGUGGGCUCGACAUAUUUUGUACAGGGAUUUUCCCGGAAGCUUCACAUGGCAAACGUCAAAGUAUUGGAAGCCAAGGCAAGAACGUCAUCAAGUUGGUCGAGUUGUGUCAGCCCAUCCAGCCGAGGGGGAUCGAUACUUCCUGAGGGUGCUGCUAAACCACGUACCAGGAUCGACGUCCUUCGAUGAUCUGAAGACCGUCGAUGGUGUCUUGUGUGGCAGCUUUCGCCAAGCCGCUGAGAUGAGAGGUCUCAUAGAUGCAGAUAACACGCUCGACCAUUGUCUCACCGAGUCAGAACAGUUUGCGAUGCCAGCUUCGCUGAGGAGGCUCUUCGCAACAAUCUUGGUAUUCUGCGAGCCUGGUGAUGUGCGAGGUUUGUGGGAUAGGCACAAAGAGGCAAUGUCUGAUGACUUCCGGCGACAUCACACGAGCCCAAACAUAGUAGAGCAGAAGGUGUUGCUUGACAUUAGUGGCAUGUUGCAAUCCAUGGGCAAAGACAUAAAGAUGUUUGAUCUUCCCGAUAUAGACGAGACAUAUGACACCACAGGAGGCGAGGCCAGAGAGAUCAUCGAAGAGAGAAAUAUCGAGGUUGAUUCCAGGGACGAGAAUCUUGAGUCCUCUCUAAAUCCUGAGCAAAGGUGUGCCUAUGCCAAGAUAUUGUCAGCGGUUGACAGCGCUGAAGGAGGUGUCUUCUUUGUCGAUGGCCCAGGAGGCACGGGGAAGACCUUUUUGUAUAGGGCGCUCCUUGCCAAGGUCCGAGGCCAGAAGAAGAUUGCUAUCGCAACAGCGACGUCUGGCGUUGCCGCUUCCAUUAUGCCUGGAGGCCGAACCGCCCACUCAAGGUUCAAGAUCCCACUGAACCUCGAAGAUGGGUCAUCGUGUAACUUCACAAAGCAAAGCGGGACAGCCAAGCUCUUAAGGAUGGCGUCGCUCAUCUUAUGGGAUGAGGCCACCAUGACGAAGCGGCAGGCAGUUGAGGCAUUGGACAACAGCAUGCGUGACAUAAUGGGGCGACGGGACCUACCAUUCGGCGGAAAGACUAUCGUUUUUGGUGGAGAUUUUAGGCAGGUGUUGCCUGUCGUAAGGAAGGGGUCACGGGCGGAGAUAAUAGACGCGGCCCUGCGGAGUUCAUACCUCUGGAAGGGCAUGCAUCAGCUGCCGCUCGUCACCAACAUGAGGGCCCAUAGCGACAAAUGGUUCGCAGAUUACUUGCUGAGGGUAGGGAAUGGCACCGAGGAAGCUGACAUGGAAGGUAACAUACGGCUCCCAGAGGAUAUAUGUAUACCAUCUACGGACAUGGAUAAGGACGACCUAGAGAAGCUGAUCGAGCAUGUAUUUCCUUCUUUAAGCGAUAACAUGGAUGAUCCAAACUACAUGACUUCUAGAGCGAUCCUCUCAACCAAAAAUGACUAUGUCGACGGUAUAAACAAGAUCAUGAUAAAACGUUUUAAUGGCAAGGAGAAGAUAUACCACAGCUUUGACAGUGCAGAGGAUGAUCCGCAUGGCUACUACGCUCAAGAGUUCCUACACUCGCUAACUCCUAAUGGGCUGCCCCCCCACGAGCUUAAGUUGAAGAUUAAUUGUCCCGUUAUACUCCUCAGGAACAUUGAUCCAGCGAACGGACUGUGUAACGGCACGAGGCUUGUCGUUCGGGGGUUCCAGAAGAACGCUAUCGAUGCUGAGAUCGUGCUUGGACAACACGCUGGCAACAGGGUGUUCCUUCCUCGGAUACCUCUCUGCCCGUCCGACGACGAAAUGUUCCCAUUUAAAUUUAAAAGGAAGCAAUUUCCGAUCAGACUCAGCUUUGGCAUGACGAUCAACAAGGCGCAAGGGCAGACCAUCCCUACUAGCUACCGCAAAGAUAAACAUUAA